Messenger RNA from Effrenium voratum, 846 nucleotides. NCBI's taxonomy places the organism in Eukaryota, Dinophyceae, Suessiales, Symbiodiniaceae. The record is from the annotation of a GenBank genome assembly.
AUGGCAGGCUUGAGCUCUGCGUUCCGGGAGCGUUUGGCGGCCCGGCGUGAUGGGCACAGCCGCGCCAAAGAAGAGCGGCCGUCCUAUCUCGCAGUGGGCGAUCCCAAGAAGAGGCUGGUGGAUGAGGCAGCUCUCCUGCACGCAAAGGCCAAGGAGCUGCUGCCGCCCGUGAUCGUGAAGCUUCUGGGCCGCUCGAUGGAUCUCACCAUUGACGAGGCCACGGUAUUCGAGAAACAGGUGGCGCUCGAAGGCCUGAGGGGACGAAACACCAUCCGGGACUUGAAGGAGCGGUUGCUGCAGGAGAACCUCGCCGCCGGCCAUCCCCGGGUCUUUCUGCCGCCCCACGAGCUUUCAGACGAGACCAAGCUGGGGGAGUGCCACAUCCAGUGGACGGGUUUUGGCUUGGACAACUGGCCCCCGAAGUUCGUGGUGAAACCUCAGCUUCAGGGCUUCGAGAUGGUGGUCAACGUGCCGGCGUCAUCCAGUACUGCUGUGUGGGAGACCGUGAAGGGCAAGCGCAAGCUCCAAAAGUACGCCUCAAGGCAGCUCAUCUUCGACCUCCUGCCCGAAACGAGUGUCAUGGAGCUGAAGGGCCUCAUCGAGCAUCGCUUGGGCAUCCCGGCGGCCAGACAGCUUCUGUCCGCAGAAGUAGCCGGCGAAUUCUUUCUGGAAGGGCACACCAGCUACCUCAUAGACCUAGAGGAUGCAUCGACCAUGCAGGAGCAUGGUAUAGAUAGGUUUGGGCACAUCAUCCACUUCAGGAUCAACAGGUUUGAUGAGAACGGAGACUUCGACUUUGAACACGCCACCUUUCUAGACGAAGGCCUGCAUCUGGGCCCUCGAUGA